Molecule: messenger RNA, 1492 nt
Organism: Carassius gibelio (silver crucian carp)
Lineage: Eukaryota; Metazoa; Chordata; Actinopteri; Cypriniformes; Cyprinidae
Product: CD276 antigen homolog
Exons: 4
Coding region: 126-665 (179 amino acids)
Biological process (GO): immune response; negative regulation of T cell proliferation; cell surface receptor signaling pathway
Cellular component (GO): external side of plasma membrane
Source: RefSeq, a predicted model, not a curated record
CUUAUCGCCGGAGUUUUUUUUUUUUUUUUUGCUCUAUGACAACUUCCUCCCGGAAAGGGCAACGCGUUAGAUACCUUCUGUUUUCGCAAAUUAUGUAUAAGCUAAAUUAAUUAUUUCGGGACAACAUGAUCAUCGGAUUCUGUUUCAUCAUUGUGUUUGCGGUGCUGAUAAACAAAGUCUCUCUGCAGCUCACAGUAGAGGUCACAGUAGAGGGUUUCAUCGGUGGUUCUGUUCUCCUGCCGUGUUCUUCAACUCAACAUGAUCUUAAACUUCAAGACACUGAUGUGUUUUGGAGAAACAAAGCUAGUCAGUCUAUUUAUGAUUUAAUUAAAGGUACAGAAUCUUUAGAGUCACAGCACCCACGGUAUAAGAAUAGAGUGCAAACUUUCCCUGACGAGUAUAAGAGAGGAAACUUCUCCAUCAAACUCAUCGAUCUCACUCACGCUGAUGAAGGAGAGUUCAACUGCCUCAUCACACCCUCAAAUGAACGGCGUACUGUACAACUGAUCAUCAAAGAAUCAACAGAUCAAGAAAACCAUGGACCAGAAACACAAAUAUUAGACUGGUGGAAGAUAUUACUGAUCUGUGUUUUUACUCUAUUACCUGUUUUCGGUUUGUCCUAUUUCAUAUUUCAGCAGAGAAAAAGAACUCAGGCUCCCAUAUAGAAAGAACAGUAGUAAACUUAAAGUUGCAUUAGCCUCACUUUCUCAUUUUCUAACUUUAUCGCACCUUUAAUGUUACUUUUAGUCAAAUUUGUCCCGCUUUCAUUGUUUCUUUCUGGUGUAUAAUACUGCUAAGGCCUCUUGCACCUCAUGUGUUAGCAGUGGAUGUUCUCUGGCAUCCAUUGUAACUAAUGUUCUCAUCAGAAGUGUUACUGGCAUGUCUUGCAAAAUCACAUUUUAUGUUGCAGUUUCAGUGAAGCACAUCUGAUGCUGUGCUCCCCUUACAGUGUGAAAAAAGCAUUACACUGUUUUGUGCUGUGAUAUUCUUUGUGUUGACAUGUAUAAAUGGUAUGCUCUCAUUUGUAUUUGUAUUUUUGUUGUUGUUUUUUUUUUGGACAGGCAAUCCAGUCACACUGUGAAAUGUCAUGUGACCUAAUCAGUGACUGAAUGAAUGCACGUGUGUUUUUUUUUUUUUUUUCUGUUUUAAUAAAAAUGCACCAGUCAGAGCGACUGUGCGGUUGGUAAAGACGUAUCUUCUCGUCUGUUAUUUAGCGUACUCUGUCAACAGGUUAUGGGCCCAGAGCAAGGUAUACAAUGUUUUGAGUGUUAAGACACUGGGUGAAAGUCGCGACGGAUAAAGCGUGUACCCGAGUCUUUCAACAUGAGAAGAAGAGAAAAAGAAACUGUGACAAGCCGAUGGUCUCGUUUAAUCUUUGAUGGAGAUGAGAAAAACUAUGAGCUAUGGGAGACAAAGUUUUUGGGACAUCUUUAUAUGCAAGGACUGAAAGAGACUAUUUUAAGUGAGUCUUUUGAGGAAGACGAGCAGAGGG